Messenger RNA from Sebastes umbrosus (honeycomb rockfish), 3680 nucleotides. Its product is annotated as MAGUK p55 subfamily member 4-like. The coding region runs from base 141 to 2054 and encodes 637 amino acids. Gene Ontology annotation, molecular function: protein binding. Lineage: Eukaryota; Metazoa; Chordata; Actinopteri; Perciformes; Sebastidae. Gene Ontology annotation, cellular component: adherens junction; plasma membrane. The record is from RefSeq and is a predicted model, not a curated record. The transcript is spliced from 20 exons.
GCAAAUUAAGUUCUUGAUUGUAACACCGCCUCAGAUUUUUAACAUAUUUUGUAGUUAUUUUAAAAAAUAGUAAGCAAUGACAUUGAUAUCAAUUAGUCAGUCAUGUCUUAAGUUGUGACCUUCUUGCAUUAGAUCAGAGUAUGAUUCACACUAAAAGUUGUUUUUUGUUAUUGUUUUUUUUAGUAAAAUACGCCUUUUUUCCUCUGAGGCGAGUCUGGACAAUCACCAUGAUACAAGUUAUGGAGGACGGUGUCAAUGAGGUGCUGGCCACUGUUGUGGAGGACGUAAGUCACGCUGUCAGCCAAAACAUCGAUGGUGCUCAGGUUCUGCAUGAACUGCUGAGUGCACCCUGGCUGCGCGCACUGCUACAGGUUUAUGAGUGCCUGUUGGAGUUCGAGAGGUUGACACCCACACCCAUUCUGCCUUAUGCCUCAGGACUCUCUCAUGAGAUCAUGACUGUAAUACAGAAGGUCCACCAUCCCUCCACUGAAGCCAGAGAGCUCUACAACCUCCUCAGCUCACCACACAUCCAGGCCCUCCUAUCCUCCCACGACAGUGUAGCCCAGUCAGACUAUGGACCGGUUUUACCCCCUCUGCCUGAUGAGAUGCCUGAGGACGAGGAGGCCAUGAGGAUCGUUUGUCUGGUGAAGAACAACCAGCCGCUGGGGGCCACGAUACGGAGGGACGAGGAGACGGGAGAGAUUUACAUCGCCAGGGUGAUUCAUGGAGGACUGGCCGACCGCAGCAGACUCCUUCAUCCUGGUGAUAUGUUAGUGGAGGUGAACGGACACCCUGUAGUGGGUCUGGAGCCAGAACAGGUCAUCCAGAUACUGAUCAAUUCCCAGGGAACGAUCCUGUUUAAAGUCAUUCCUGAUACAGCUCAGAGCAGCAGCAGCCAGAAGUCGGUGUAUAUGAAGGCAUUGGUGGACUACUGCCCCCUGCAGGACUCCUCCAUCCCCUGUCCUGACGCAGGGAUGGCGUUCAGCAGAGGAGACCUGCUGGAGGUGGUCGACCAGUCGGACGGACGCUGGUGGCAGGCCAGGAAGCUGCCCUGCUCUGUGUCCUGCGCUGGUCUGAUUCCCUCUGCCAGCAUGCUGAAGAGUAAACAGAGAGAACAGUGGUGGUGUCAGCCAUUACAAGUUCAUACCUGCAUCAGACCCUUGACUCUGGCUGAUAACGAGGACGAUCGAACACAUGUUGAUGACAAACGCACCCUAAUAGAGCUGGGGGACAUACACUUUGAUGAGCCCAACUCUGAUAUCACUGAUGGAAUCUACAUGGCUGGUUUCCGGCAGAGUUUCCGUCUCUGGAGGAGGACUUCCUACAGGAGGAGACGACAGUCCUGCACCUCCUGCUCACCCAACAGCAGCGCCCUGGCCACCCCCUACGAGGAGGUGGCUUUGUACCAGCGCCCCCCGCAGGAGAACCACCGCCUCAUCAUCCUCAUCGGUGCUACAAGAGUUGGAGUGAAUGAACUGAGGAAAAGACUCAUCAAACUGAACCCUUCAACCUUCCAGGGACCCGUACCUCAUACUACUCGUCCAAUCAGAGCAGGGGAGCAGACAGGAAGAGAGUACCACUUUGUCACCAAAGAGCUGUUUGAGUACAUGGUCUGUAACCACAGGUUUGUGGAGUAUGGGGAGUAUAAGGGCCACCUGUAUGGGACCAGCACUGACGCUAUUGAUGAGGUGCUAAAACGAGGACGGAUGUGCAUCAUCGAUAUUGAACCACAUAGCAUCCUGCCACUGAGGACGGGGAAACUGAAGCCCUACGUGAUCUUCAUCAAAGCUCCCAGUCCAGACAGACUGAGACAAACCCGGAGAGGCGCUGGAAUCAUCACCAACUGCUCCGUCAACAGAGCGUUCACAGAGGAGGACUUUGUGGAGCUGGAGGAGGUGUCCCAGCUGAUGGAGGCCAAGUACAAACAGUUUUUUGACAGCAUGCUGGUAAACGACGACCUGCAGGACGCCUGCAUGCAGCUCUGCUCCAUCAUCCGGGAGGCACAGGAAGAGCCACAGUGGAUACCCGUCAGCUGGAGUUGGAUGGAGGAGUAAAGGGGGAGAGGGGAGAUGUGGGAAGAUUUGGUUGGGAAAGAAAAACUAAGAGAGAAGAGAAAGAAAGAUGAGACGUGUUGGGACAAUACUGAGUGAAAUAUGAAGAACUGCGGAGGAGAUGGAAGAUGAACUAGGAGAAAGAGAAAAGACCUGGAUAUGGAGACAAAUGAGGAGAAGAAGGAUGAGAGGAAAAGUUGAGAGAUUGCAUCAAAAGAAUUAUUUUUCCUGUUUGUCUUUGGAAUUUGCACAAAAACUCUUGAAUUGUAUUUAUAAAUUCUCUUUUUAUUCAUUCGUAAUGUUGGCAGGAUAGCAGGCUCAGUAAGUAACUACUGACUAGCUUGAAUAUUACAGAGACUAAAAGAAUAAAGGCCGACUGAUCAGACGCUUUCCGUCGUCUCAUGUUACCUCAUGUCUUCUGUUAAAGGCUUCACUUUAAAAGACCAGUGUGUAAAAAUUGGGAGGAUAUAUUGGCAGAAAUUGAAUAUAAUAUUUAUAGUGUAAAAUCACCUGAAAAUAUUAAUCGUUGAGUUUUCGUUAGCUAAGAAUGAGCCGUUUAUACAUAGGGAGCGGGUCCUCUUCACGGAGUCCGCCAUAUCGAUAACGCUACUCACUGCCGUCGACGCUGCUCUCUCUCUUGCUUCACCACUCACUUCCCAUGUAGACACACACUCUACGCACUGGCUCUGCUCCAAAUGACCUACAAAUGGCUCGAGAGAGGGCCAUUCGCGUUUUGGCGUCAGCCACCAUUUCAUUCUGCAACCUCACCGCUAGAUACCGCCAGAUCCUACACACUGCUCCUUUAAAGUUAAAGUUAAUUUUCAUGCAGUCAAAGCUUGUUUUUGGGAAUAUUUACAGUCAGGUUUUUUUUUUUCAGAAAUAGCCAUUCAAUGUAUUUUUAUUCUGUAAUUACCUCUCUACAGUUGAAUUGGUGUUGUAGGUGAAAGUAGACAAGCCUCCAUCACUGCUGUGGUGUCUCACCUGUAAACCCUCCUGUAACACUGUGAUGUUAAAGGAUUUCAUGCUUUCUGUCCAGGGGAUCCUGUAGAACUGGUUACAUGUUGCAUGAGAGAUUGUGUGAUAAUAAAUGGGUUUAGAAAAGAAAAACAAGGUUCUGAUACACAAAUCUGUUUUCAGUUUUUGGACAUGUCUUUUAUCAUUGCUAUUUUUUUUAAACUUGUUAACAAACAGUUUCUUAUUUCCACCUCCAGCAGUUACAGAGCAACAUGAUCAUUCAUGAGGAGUCCUGUUUGUGUCCACAUGAUGAAUGUAAGUCCAAUAUUCAUCCUCUUUUAGCUCUGUUUUUGGUCUCCACCUACUCCUGAGGGAAAUGUCUGUCUCUUUAGCUGCUAAAUGCUCCACUAUGUUCACCAGCUAAUCUCUAACCACCUGAUUCGACUGUUAUCAGGCCAUUAAAUAGGCGUUAUCGGUCGCUAUAAGCACCAUAGAUGUGGAUCAUUAGGGGCCUACUACACCUACUACACUGUAAAAGCGAAAGUGAAACUUCAUUUUAGCAACACACUUGGUUAAGUGAAAUAACUGUGAACACAAAGACAACUACAAGUUGUUGGUUUAACACGGGAUGCGAGUUUCGGUCUCCUGGGUAAAAACGUGUGAUUUACCAUGUGA